GCCUCUCUGUGCGGACCGAGCCCGGGCGACGGGGAGCGGGCCUCCGCCGCGCGUGCACGUCACGGGGUGCUGCGGCCCGGGCGCGCGCACGGCCGGGGCUUCGCUUGGCUUCCCGGGGGAGGGGGAGAGAGAGAGAGGGAGAGGGGAGAAUGGUUGCCGCUUACACACUGCAAAUGCAAAGAAUAAAAUGCAGCAUGUGGGAGCGGGUGAGGGAGAGGCGGCCGCUGCACGGUUUAUGAAAUAGACAACACACUGCAGAACAAAGCGAGGCGCUGCGGGACGGGACGGUGCAGACACAGACUGCAAGAUGCCGCGCUAGCGCUGCUCGCACGGAGUUCCGCUCGGAUACCUUCCAUGGCGGCUGCGGACCAUGUCUAAAUACGAGGACGAGCUGGCCGUGCAGGCGACCUUCCUGCAGGACUUGUCUCUGUACGAGCCGGCCAGCGACGGCCCAUACCGCGGGCGGCGGGAACUGCUCUGUGGCCCCGGGCUGGAAGAGACAAAGCGGACAUUCCUGCUGCAGAUGAUGCCCGGACCCCCGCACCACGUCCUGCCGCUGCAAGUGCCGGAGGCGGCGGCGGGCAGGAUGAACGGCACCGGGGCCUGCGGAGAGCCCCACGACCGCGGCCUGGGAACUUACUGCAAACUCUCAGCAGCGCCCCGGGCUGGCAACGGGAACCGCGGCGGGACGGAGGCGGCGGCGCAUCGGGGGGAGCUGGGCGGCGAGCCCGAGCCACCAGGCUGCUACCUGAAGGGCCCGGGGACGGCUUACGGCGCGGAGAACCGGCGCUUUAGCGGCGGGGUGCUGUACUGGGAGGCGGGCCCGGCCUGCGGGCGGCACGGAGCGGGCUACACGCUCUUCCCCGGCGCCAGCGCGGCGGCGGCCGCCAGAGGCAACAGUGUGUCGGCUCCUAGAAGCAACAACGUGUCGGCUCCCAGAGGCGGCAACAACGUAUCGAGCGGCCGCGGCGGCGGUAACAAUGUGUCCAGUCCCCGCUCCAGCCUGGCCUCCGCCUCCUCGUCUUCCUCCAACUCCACGCAGGAGCAGAGCAGCAAACAGCCCAGCCCCCGCUCCAGCCUUCACCCCAGCCCCCGCUCCAGCCUUCACCCCAGCCCCCGCUCCAGCCUGGUGCUGGCGGCCCACGACAAGUACCCGAGCCCGCGGACCAGCCUGGCCGGCUACGAGGGCGGCGGCCUCAGCUCCCGCUCCAGCUACGCCAGCACGGCGAGCGACACCAGCAAGCACUCGAGCCCGCGGGCCAGCCUGAACGAGGGCGGCGGCGGCAGCGGCAGCAGCCGGCCCAGCAGUAACCGCACCAGUGGCAUCAGCAUGGGCUACGACCAGCGGCAUGUCAGCCCGCGAUCCAGCUACUCGGACGGCCGCUUCCCGCAGGCCGACGCCGACGGCUCGGGCCCCAGUGCCCGUAGCAGCAUCUCCAGCCACAGCUCCCGCGGCUCCAUCAGCGCCGCUUACCCCGACCUGCAGCUGCCCUCGCCGCCGCCGCCCGGCCUCCCGGAGGCCUACACCGGCCCCGACAUCCAGCCGCCCUGCGCCGGCGAGACGUGCUGCUACCAGCGACAGGCGGCCGGCCCGCUCCCCGAGGCCGCAUCCGUCCAUCCAUACGGUUACAGCCCGGGUAAAGGUCCGGCCGCAGCGCACAAGAUCAGGCUGCCUUACCAGGUGACGCCGUGCCGGGACAGCGGGCCGAGCCAGGCCGAGAAGCGUCUUGAAGCGCUCACCCGGGAGCUGGAGAAGGAGCUGGAACUGCACGUUAAAAAGGAUUACUUCGGUAUCUGUGUGAAGUGCCGGAAGGGGGUGUACGGUGCCAGUCAGGCAUGCCAGGCCAUGGGCAAUCUCUACCACACCAACUGCUUCAUCUGUUGCUCCUGUGGGCGUCGGUUGCGGGGCAAGGCUUUCUACAACGUCAAUGGCAAGGUGUACUGUGAGGAAGACUUCUUGUACUCGGGCUUCCAGCAGACGGCCGACAAGUGCUUUGUGUGUGGACACCUAAUCAUGGAGAUGAUCCUGCAGGCUCUGGGCAAGUCCUACCAUCCAGGCUGUUUCCGCUGUGUGCUGUGUAACGAGUGCCUGGACGGAGUGCCCUUCACCGUCGACCUGGAGAACAACAUCUACUGCGUCAAGGAUUACCACACGGUCUUUGCCCCAAAGUGUGCGUCGUGUGGGCGCCCCAUCCUCCCAGCACAGGGCUCGGAGGAGACGAUCCGGGUGGUGUCGAUGGACAAGGAUUACCAUGUGGAGUGUUACCGCUGUGAGGACUGUGGGCUGCAGCUGAACGAUGAAGAGGCCCGUCGCUGUUACCCCCUGGAGGGGCAUCUGCUGUGCCAUAGUUGCCACAUCCGUCGGAUCAACGUGCCUCACCCGACCCAGCCACAGCCCCCCCCUGGCUACCAGCUUCAUGUCACCGAGCUGUGACCGGAGACCCUCGCGUCGGCCCCGAGGUGGGGGGGGGGGGAUUGUGGGCGGCUGCAGUGAGUCCCCCCCCCCCCCCCCCUCCCCUGUGUGCUGUGGCGCCCACUGUCUACAAACCUGCUGCCCUUUCCACCAGGGGGGAGGGAAUGGGGGGGGGGGGGGGGGGGGGGCCUGGACAUUACCAGCCAGCGAGAGACCAGGUGCCAACGUCUGACCUCCAGCCAGUGAGGCGCCCACACAUGUUCAAGGACCGACGCUGACCGUCUCGCCAGCCUGCGCUUUCUGACCAAGGACCUGCUUCAUCAGUUGCGUGACCAAAACCAAAAGCUGCCCCCUGUCGAGAGGAAGGCCGCCCUGUCAGACCCUGGAUCAUGUGACGUCACACACUCUGGACACGAGACCACCUCCAGCCUCGGGACCUCUGCACUUAUUAACAUGCCUUCCCAUUAACCCUCGCUCUGCCUCCGUCACCACUCACAGGCGUGUAGACUAUGCAAGAUAUCAGCGGCGGCCUAGCACCACCCCUCACGGGCAGUGGGGCCAACUUUGUAAUGUUUUGUAAUAGUUUUUUUUAAUGUAUGUCUUAUUUUCUAAUUGGAUGAUUCGGUACGUUUUUCUGUACUGGUUAUUGGACAGACUCCCUCCAUCUUGCCCCCUGCAUACUGACCCCUGACCCCAGCACACCGUCUCCCCUCUGCACUGCCCGCCCGCCCCCUCUACUCUUCCCCAACAGCCUGGUCCUGGACGACCUUCUGUGUUGGGAGGAGAGUCCACCUCCUGCCCCUGCAGCCCAGCUGGCCAGCGAUGUUCCAAGUGACUCCCCUCCCCCCUACCUGCUCCUUCAGCUUUCUAGACCCUUUCCCACUGCUCCCCCCCCCCCCCCCCCUUUUCUCUCCUUCCCCAGGUCACACAAGCUCCUUGUGCUGGCUCUAGAUGGUGGUGUCCUUCCACUCUCCUUGUUGCUCCUCCCUCCCCACGGUAGAGUGCCCCCUUCGUGGGGAUGGGGGGGGGGGUGUUGCACUCUACCACUGCCCCUUGGACACCCAUCCACCCCACCUGUGC
This is a messenger RNA of Leucoraja erinaceus (little skate), 3493 nucleotides long. Its product is annotated as Wilms tumor protein 1-interacting protein-like. Gene Ontology annotation, cellular component: nucleus; adherens junction; P-body. The record is from RefSeq and is a predicted model, not a curated record. Gene Ontology annotation, molecular function: transcription corepressor activity. Gene Ontology annotation, biological process: negative regulation of hippo signaling; positive regulation of miRNA-mediated gene silencing; cytoskeleton organization. NCBI's taxonomy places the organism in Eukaryota, Metazoa, Chordata, Chondrichthyes, Rajiformes, Rajidae.